This is a messenger RNA of Schizosaccharomyces osmophilus, 402 nucleotides long. RefSeq names its product cytidine deaminase Ccd1 (gene cdd1). Gene Ontology annotation, cellular component: cytosol. Gene Ontology annotation, molecular function: cytidine deaminase activity; zinc ion binding. Lineage: Eukaryota; Fungi; Ascomycota; Schizosaccharomycetes; Schizosaccharomycetales; Schizosaccharomycetaceae. Bases 1 to 402 code for a protein of 133 amino acids. The record is from RefSeq and is a predicted model, not a curated record. The transcript is spliced from 5 exons.
AUGAAUCAGGAACUUGUAAAACAAUUAUUUGAACACGUAAAGCUCAGCUUAAAUUAUUCCUACUGUCCAUAUUCAAUGUUUGCAGUAGGAGCUUGUGUUUUAUGCGAUGAUGGAAAAACAUUUGUGUACGGCGCAAAUGUUGAAAACGCGUCUUAUAGCGCCGGCGUGUGUGCCGAGAGAGUUGCAAUAACGAAAGCAGUGAGUAUGGGAAAGAAGAGCUUUAUGGCAUUGGGAGUUAUGAGCGAUAAAGGCAGAGUUACUCCAUGUGGUAUUUGUCGUCAAGCGAUUCGAGAAUUUUCCAAGGACAUUGAUAUAUUUCUCUUUCAUCCUGACGGUACUUUUCAAACGAAAUCGAUUGCAGAGCUGCUUCCAGAUUCUUUUGGACCUGAAGAUUUGGAAUAA